AUGUGGUUCGGAAUGCGUUCGUCGACGUGUCUGUCCUUACUCCUCCUGUCCACCUCGUCGCUCCCUGCACAUGGUCUUCCCGCCCAGCAGAGGGCCAUAUUUCCUUCCAUCGGUCCUCUGGACGAUGUUCUGCUUUUUGACGCCCCCGCAUUUGUAGAUGGAAAUAAUCUCGUCGCAAGCGUCCAGGCCUUCGUAUCGCUUCGCCAGAUCAACCUCACUCCGUUCCUCUCUGCAGUGCAGUCGGCUAUUGAAGACGCGUUCGACCUGGACAUCGGUAACAAAGUGGCACAAGUGGAGGAACGUCUGAGAUUGUUCGCUGCCAUUGGUCAGUCAGGGAAGGAUGUUAACGUGAAGGUCGGCGGAUGCUCUGCAGCGGCGAGUGGAAGUGGAGCAAGUGUAGGCAAGACAAGCAAGCUGCCUGAUUUGGGAAUGGUGCUAGGAAAUGUACCUUUGGGGAGCUGUGCUCAGCAGAACGGCGCCCUCACUGGUGCCGUAGAAGACAAGGGCACCAUCAUCACUGACGCAAGGAAGUUUGAGAAUACAAUCUUUGCCUCAGGACCGGACGGGUUUGGCGUUAUUUCCGACAUCGACGAUACGGUGAAAAUCACCAACACCCUUGACAAACUCGGAGUUGUCAAGUCCACCCUCCUUGAUGAUCCUAAACCCGUCCCGGGAAUGUCCUCCCUCUACGCCUCCCUAACUAAAUCCCUUGCCACAUCGGCACCCCCUCAAUUUAUCUAUGUUUCUGGCUCCCCCUUCCAGCUAUACCCGUUCCUCCGCUCAUUCAUCUCCACUUCGUUCCCCCAAUCGCGUGGCCCGCUGUUGCUGCAGAAUCUCACUCUGAUCGACAUACCUGGGCUGCUGGAUUUUGCGAACAGCGAUGGGAUAUUUGAGUAUAAAACGGAGAUGAUUCAGAGGAUUCAGAGUUUUUACCCAGCCAAGAAGUGGUUGACGGUUGGUGAUUCAACGCAGAAGGAUCCGGAGACAUAUGCUAAUGCCUUCAGAAACUUUGGACCAGACUUCAUUGCAUGCAUCUGGAUCCGCCGCGUUGACGGUGCAGAUAACUCUGAUGCUCGGUUCGCAGAGGCUUUUCAAGGUGUUCCGCAGGAUAAAUUUAGGAUAUUCAGUGAUGAGGACAUACCUAGCCUGGAGAGUAUAGAUGUCAAGGGAGGCAAAUGUUGA
Messenger RNA from Pleurotus ostreatus (oyster mushroom), 1182 nucleotides. RefSeq lists its product as uncharacterized. The coding region runs from base 1 to 1182 and encodes 393 amino acids. Lineage: Eukaryota; Fungi; Basidiomycota; Agaricomycetes; Agaricales; Pleurotaceae. The record is from RefSeq and is a predicted model, not a curated record. Gene Ontology annotation, cellular component: actin cortical patch. Gene Ontology annotation, molecular function: phosphatidate phosphatase activity. The transcript is spliced from 3 exons.